GGGAUAAACGCAAGAUGGCCGCCAAUUUAUGUGAACGCAAGGACAAGUUGAAAAGUGAUAUCCGUUACUUGUAGUGAUAUUUCGUUCAUAUUUGUGAUAAUAACUUUAUAAAUAUUACCCCAUACCCGGGUAUGUGCUUUACUAAUGUUUUCGUGCAAUUUGUUAUGAGUUAUCGAUGGUUAUAAAAUCUUAUGUGCAAUACUUCGUUGGAUGGAAUAAAAAAUGUUCUGUGUUGAGUAGUGAAUAUUUAUGCAGUGAUAGUCGUAUCUGGAUCGCAGUUAUGCUUGUUGGAUGAUACUGGUGAAUACCGUGUGGCGGGAUGGAGAAGGCAAAGGCGUACAUAAAGAGCUCGCUAAACGCGUCGCGGCCGGCGUCGCCGCGCGACAAGCCCGCGCCGGCCGCGGGAGACGCGCGCGUGUGUUUUGUCUGCGGCGGCGCAGGUUACGGCGACCAAUUCACUGUACGGCACAAGCCUGACUCUCAGAGCUCCGAGCCUUACUUCCCAUUCCUGGGCGCGCACGCCCCCCCAGCGGGCUACCGGUCAGAGGGCGACGAGGACGGCUGCGUGCGCUGCUGCUGCGUCUGCUACACCUUUCUGCAGCAGUGGAACACCUAUCAGAUGCGCGGCGUUCCCGCGAACGAGCGCGUCUACAACCUCCGCACACGGCCGCCUUCACUCCUACCACCUUCCCCCCUCUCCUUAGCCUCCUCCGGUGACAAAUCUUCAUCUUCCGCCCAACACCACUCUCCUUCCUUAGAACGACCUUCUUCACAUCCCGCACCGCCCACAGCAAGCUUUGUGUGUUACGUGUGUGGUGUCAGCGCAGCGUCAAGUCAGCUCCGAUUGGUCUACUGCUGCGCCAAUCCGGAGAGAGAACCGUAUUAUCCUUUUAUAACUACAUUGAAACCACAUCCAGACGCCAGUCCUAUAAGUCCACAAGGCAUGGUGCAAAUCUGUGCGACGUGCUACAAGAACAUCCCCCUGAAGUAUCCCGCGUACGGCGACAACGGAGAACCCGCCGCCGCGCACCUCAAUAACUCUCAUACCAAUAACAUUAGAUUUAAACCGUAUGACAUAAAACCUAGUUCGAACCAAACGAACAAGAGAACGUCGAACGCGCUCUCGACUAGUCCACAAAAUCAAAUAGUCGCUGGUGAAAAUGGUAUUGGGGUAUAUAGGUGCUACGUGUGCGCCGGGCUGUUCCCGCAGCAGUCCAUGGAGUGGCUGUCGACGGCGGCCGAGUACAUGAACUCGCACGCCAUGCACUUCCCGUGCCUGGCCGGCGCCAAGGGCGGGCGCGUGCUGGCGUGCUCGCGCUGCGUGCGCCACCUGGCGCGCCAGUGGGAGCUCAUGGACGCCGAGCGCGUGCCGCUCGAGCACCGCAGGUACAACAUACCGUCACCGUCUCCGUUGAACGGCGAGCGCGUGAUCCCCACGCCGCCCUCCACCACCUCCGACCGCACCGUGGCCAGCAACAGCGCCUGUACCUCAAUCUAUUGCUUCCUGUGUGGCCUGCACUCCGACUUCACGUUGGCGCGGAUAUUGUACGGUCAACCGCAAGGCAACGCGCCAUACUUCCCUUGUCUACUCACGCACCAGAGUCAUCCAAACGCGGAGCAGCUGCGGGAAAAUGGUUCGGCCUUGGUCUGCACCUUCUGUUACCAUUCGCUGCUUAGUCAGUGGAGAAGGUACGAGGCGCUGGGCGCGUACCCGCCCGAGCGGCGCGCCUACAACACGCACGACUACCACUGCCACCUGUGCGGCAUCAAGACCUACCGCAAGCGCGUGCGCGCGCUGCCCAUCAAGGAGUUCCCCUUCCUGGUGCAACGACGGACUGAAAACUCGUUACUAUUAGAAAACGGCGACUACGCCGUGAUAUGUCUAGACUGUUACGAAAGCCUGAGGACGCAGGCGCAGGACUACGAGAAGCGCGGCGUGCCGGUGGACAAGCGCGAGUACAACUGGCUGCAGCAGCCGCCGCCGCCCGAGGACUCGGCCGACGUCACCAUCGCGCGGCUGCCGUCGGGGGACCGCUCCGACAAGCUGAUCCCGCAGUCGCUGGUGGUGUCGCGCGGCUCGUCCAAGCGCAACAGCCCCAAGGCGCUGGCGCUGGAGCGCCGGCCCGCCGCCAAGCCCGACAAGCCCGACGCAGGUGCGAGCGUGAACAAGCUAGCGAAACGCGAGUUGGCGCCCAACAAGGGUGGCCCAUUCGCCGCAGCCCUCCGUUCGCUCGCCAAGAACGCCGGCCCCGACACUAAGGAUGGUACGGGUAGCGCGGAGAGCAAAGACAAACCGGCGCCAGCGCCGGCGCAUGCGUCGCUGCCUGCGCACGCGCCGCCUGCGCCGCCCAAGCGGGCGUCCCCGCACCAUCUGCCCACUAGUGGGUUCCAGCCUUAUAGACCUGACGACAGAUUGUCGCAUCCCGCGGCCGCGGCGGCUUCGUUCUCUCUGCUCGAGCCCACCACAUAUGCGCCGUACCCGCACCCCAGCCUCUACUCCAGCGCUGCCUUGCAGUACCGGAUAGCGGCUGAAGAACAAAUGUACCUGGAACGCAUGUUCCGCAGCGGUGUGGGUGUGAGCUGGCUGCCCCCCUACGCGUUGUAUCCCCAACUCGCUCCCCAACUGCCUUUAGUGCACCCCCAUGGCCCCCACACCGGUCAUCCCGGACAUCCUUCCUUGCAUGAGGAUCGAGAGAAAGAAAUCGCGUUGCAGAGGGAGAGGGAACGGGAAAGGGAACGAGAGCGGGAACGCGAGAGAGAGAGGGAAAGGGAAAGGGAGCGAGAGCGCGAGCAACGCGAAAAGGAACAAAGAGAGCGAGAAAGACUCCACAGAGAGAAAGAGACCCGCGCGAGAGAGGCCCUCCGCGACGAGCAGAGAGCCCUCGCCGCGCUGCAGGCCGCGCACCCGCUGCCGCCGCACCUGCUCCCGCCGUCCGUGUACGGGCUGCCCCGCGCCCCGCUCCUGCCCCCCCCGCCUCUCCUGUACCGGCCGUACCGGCCCUACCCGGCUCCCCCCACGGCCCCGUACGAACCGUCGCCCCCUCCCCCUCGAGCGCACCUCCCCCCUCACCACCCCGCGCACCACACUCCUCCCCCCGUCUCCUCCGCGGACGUGCCUACAGCUUUAGUAACUACCCCAAAGGCACCGACUCCUACGCCAGAAGUACGAACCGUACCGGAAGCUCCACCGAGGGAGGAACCACCACCUCAAGAGGAAAACCAGCCUAAAGAAGAUAAAGCAAAACCCAGCCAACCUACCACGACGCCAACGGAACAAGACAAACAGCUCGCAACACAAGAACUCUCGCAAAAGCCUACAGAACCAUACAAAGCUACAGACGAUCCAAAACCAUUCAUUGAUAAACCCACUUUUCUACCUUCAAAGCCUGUCCCUCAUUCCCCAAAAAUUUCCCCAUCAUCUAUCCCGAAUCCUAGUCCUAGUGUAUCUACCCAUAAACCCAUGGAUCCAGGGUAUCCUAACUAUGGAGGGUAUUUAUAUUCAAUACCAGGCUAUUCCGCAUUCCAACCUAUAUCCUAUCCAGGAAUACUUCAACCGACACCAACCCCAAUGCAGACUGAUGCACCAACUGACUUCAUACCAUUUCCAUCGUUAAAAGAAAGUACAGAAAAUAAAACUGUUGAAGUCAAAGCUCCUGAAAAGACUACGAAAAUUGAUGCUCCAAAACCACAAACAGAUUUCGAAGAACAAUUUACUCCGGAAAUUAUACCAGCUGUGUCAGUACCAGAUGUUGAUAAGGCUCAAAUGAAUGAGUCCAAAAUGUGUAUAACUUCUCUAGCCCAAGGUUCAGGAGCUACAGUUACAAUACCAUCGCAAACAAAAAACCAAGACCUUAAAAAGAAACUACCUGAACGAUUCAGUUUAAAAACUAGCAUUCCUAUCAGCAAGAUUGAUAUGAAAUGCGUAAAUAAUCCAGAUCCAAUAUUUCAAAAUGCGGCGACUAAAACCAAAAAACCAGCUACUUUUAACCCAGCAUUUCAAAGUACAAAAUCAGACACAGGUCCUAAAGUAGAAAUACAAAGUAAUAUCGUUAUUAAAACUGCAAAAGAACCUGAAGUAGCGCCUGCAACCGAAACGAAGUCUGCACAAAACAAUAUAAAUACGUUAUUAAAUGCAGCUGAAGCUAUAAGUAAAAGUGAAAGUCAAUUUCGAAAACCAGAACCAAAAACAGAUGUGAUAAAUGAAGUUAAAGAUCCGCCUGCAUCAAAUCAAAAUUUCACACCACCUGCAGCCACAGCAAGACCUCUUUUUAAUCCAAUAAACUUAGAUACAAAGGUAAAUUUUCCGAAUAAAACUGAAGGGAACUUCGAACAAAAGAACCAAAUUCUGUUUAUACAAAAUAAAAAUAACCCUAAUCCAAAGAUGUUGCUAACGAUACAACAGCAAAACCCGCAAGUGUUAUUGCAAAGAACGAAUUUCGAUUCAAAAAACCUGCAAGCUCCUUCACGAUUGUCAAGUCAAAACAAGAAAUGUAAGGAUGAGCUCGUCGAAAAUGGGACAUCAUCUAAAGUAGUAGCUUUGAAGAGGCUACAUCAAGAAAACUGCGACGAGAAUGACUUCGAAAAUUUGAUUACAGAGAAUCAAAUUUAUGGCAACAAGAUAGUCGUGAAGGAGAAAUCGCAAGGCACACAGCAAGAGCAAGAUCUUAAAAAUAAGAAACUUGUUGAAAAACCAACACCAGCUGAUGCAAAGAACGUUGUGUUGCAACCAAAUUUUUUAUACUUGAGCAAUGUGCAAUUUCCUGCAAAUUUAAUGAUGAUUAAGAACAAUACAAAAGUCAGUCAAACAGACACAAAUAGUACUAAAGCCAAUAAAGUAUCUCCUAAUGAAAAUAAGGCUACUAAUGAAGUUAGUACUAUGACAAACACAAAUGAUGUUAAGAGUCCUAAAACACAGAAUGUAACAGCUAGUAAAGAUAUCCACGUUCUCAAAUCAAGCAACAACGUCUUGCAAACUCUAUCUAACAAAAGUAGUAAGUCAGAUUUAGUUUUCCAAGCACCUCAUCAAAAAGUGAUAAUGAAUUCCCAAAUACUAUACCAAGUACCUAUGAUAGUUGACAAGGAUAAUAAACUUACUCAACCAUUUAUCAACAACGAGUACUCGAAAAUUAUCAGUCAAAAUAAAAAAGACACAAAAAGUGAUCAAAAAGCAAACGACAAAGUUUUCAUAGCAUGUCCUUACCAGGUAGAUACAAAAUUGCAACCAAAAAUAGUUAUAACCAACAUAAGGCCGAAGAUAUCGAAAGUUGAAGAAGUAAGUUCUCUGGACGUUUAUGAAAAACGUAAACGAAUAAGACGAUUAAAGUAUUUAUCGCAUCGGGAAAUUAAAGAGCAGAAAAAUGAAACUAACGUAAAUAAUACGAAGAAAGUACAAGACAAAGUUGAUAAUUUGAGAAAUAUAAUAACACCUGACAAAAUGAAAGCUGAAAUUUGCAAAGAGUUUUCUAAAACCAAAGCUAUUAUUGAUGAAGGAAGUAGUGACAGUGAAAGUGACUAUGGCGAAGAUGAACUAGUGGAAUAUAAUUCUAUUAUCGAAGAAUAUGGUACUCAAAAAGAAAGAUGUGAUAGGGAUAAAAUUGAAUUUCUUGCUCAUUUUCGAUUGGCAACACACGAUGCUUACCAAGAAAAAGAGUUAGAUCGUCAAGAGCGGGCCAUAAGUCGAGAUUCAGUGGCCUCAGCUUACAUCACAGCUGGACGGCUAGAUAUCCUCAUGAAGGACCCAAAAGUCCGGGAGAAGGCCAAGACCAGGUCUCCAAGUCCGUUGAAGAUGGACCAAUUUGAGUUGGAACCUGAUGGAGUAGCGUUACAGAAGAAACAAGUGUACCUGUCCAACUUGGGGCUGAUACAAGUGACUCCACAAUAUAGGAAAAAUUACGAGAACACCUGGCAAGAAGUUCUACAAGAGAGGAAACGAAGAAACCGCAAACAAUCAGAUCACAUUCUGAAGCAACCCAGACUCAAAAGUCAUAACCUCGGAUUAGAUUCUAACAACCAGUUACAAAUAUUGACAGAAAUCAAGAAAUCCGUUAACGAAAAUAACAAUCUUAUAAAGAAAAGGCUUGAUUCUUCAGAGAAUGAGAAUUUAGAAGGUGAUAGCAUCCACACGUUAGCAGAGAAAAACAUAUCUGAGCUCAAUCGCCUUUCCAAAAUGGCUGAUCGUAGCGUGAAGAUGAUCACAAGACAGGAUACAAGAAAACGGGAUUUGAAUCCUGGAUUCGACAGUGAAAAUAUCCAAAAACCUGUGCCAAAAAUUGAAAAACCUUUUCAGAACUAUCCUCAGAUAAAUAUUCCAAAUAUUUCGAAGAUAAUUUCGCUGAAGACCCAAGACCAGACGAUGUCACAAUCAGUGACGUCACAAGCUACGUCCAUGGAUGAACCGCAAAACUCUGCAGCUGGACAAGAAAUAUUUGUUUCCACAGAGAAAACCAAAGAUUUCGGAUGUCAAGUUGAUGAGCCGAUGCCAUGGUCAAAUAUGGAGAUUAUUUUCAGAAACUACAGGGAAUAUGAAACAGCACGUAAAAAAGAGAUCAACGACCUCCACCGCCGCAACACUGCACUACGUGUGGAAGGCGCGCACAUUACACGCGCUGCAUCGCGUGACUCUGACUGCGCGCGCGCACUUCUCGCCGAACGGCAGAAGCUCGGCAGUGAAGAGGCUAACGUGCGGAAAUCACUAGAGUGGCUUCGUGAAGCUAUCGAUGUCGUACGGAAUUACAGAUAUGAUAAAUCACUUAACGGUUUGGUGCAUAUUUAAUGGUAGUUUCCACACAAAUAGCGUUUUAAGCUACUAACCUCCAUAAUUCCGCUCUGAGCAUCUCUAUUGCCAUGUAUGCCAAUGUAUAAUUGUAAUCCACACAAGCGAUUUGUUUAACUAUCAUAGAUACGCGUGUGGAGGG
Messenger RNA from Hyposmocoma kahamanoa, 6914 nucleotides. RefSeq lists its product as uncharacterized. NCBI's taxonomy places the organism in Eukaryota, Metazoa, Arthropoda, Insecta, Lepidoptera, Cosmopterigidae. The transcript has 24 exons. The record is from RefSeq and is a predicted model, not a curated record. Bases 320 to 6772 code for a protein of 2150 amino acids.